This is a messenger RNA of Colletotrichum scovillei, 1027 nucleotides long. RefSeq lists its product as uncharacterized. Lineage: Eukaryota; Fungi; Ascomycota; Sordariomycetes; Glomerellales; Glomerellaceae. Bases 220 to 876 code for a protein of 218 amino acids. The transcript is spliced from 2 exons. The record is from RefSeq and is a predicted model, not a curated record.
CUGGCACUCAAAAGCAUCAUUCCAUCUCCCAUACUCAACUUGUCACAGGCAAAUAAAGAUCUUCCAUUCAAUCUGAUCCCCGUCGGCCCGUACCAGCCUUUUCCGACUCUGAUACAAAUACAACAUCAUCAAUUCGAUCAUUCUGCCCCGGUUAUCUCACGCAGCACCCAAAUUACCCCCCUAUAUUUCCAAGAAUCCUACCUAGAUCUCCAGACAAAGAUGGCUCUCAAGCGCAAGCGCUCCGAAUCCGAACUCGUCACCCUCUUCCCCUCGCCAGCUCGAUCCGAAUCCAGCAUCGAGUCCUUCGAGUCACCAAUCUCUCCAAGCCCCAUCUAUCCUCGCGCGCAUGCGACGCCAUCGCACCUCUCGAGUCGCACAAUGAAGCGCUUCCGCGACAACAGGCCCUCGGAGGAGCAAAUCCAUCAACGUACUCUGAACAUGCUUUACUCCGCGCAGCAACACAACCAGUACCCGACCGACGCAGACCACGAGACGAAUCAGUCCGAACCCACACCCGUUCCUGCCGCCCGCAACACCCAGAAGUCCCUUCACAGCUUCUGGAAUAUCAAAUCAGCCGAGCCCAGGUGCCCCGCCUCGGCCCCGUCUGUGGACCAGAGCGCGCUGUCGCCGAUGAGCUGCGACGACUGCGGCGCUGGUCUCGGUGCCUCGGAUGGCGCUGCGGACGGGAUGGAUAUCGACGAAGGCUACAGCUACGGCGUUGAUCACUCUUGCGGUGCGUGCGGCAGGCACAUUUGCUCGCAUUGCUCCGUUACAAACCUCGGCGAGCAGCGGCGAUGCUUGAGAUGUGUUGGAGUUGCAGCUGGGGCAGCACGAAACAGCUCUGGAUGGCCAUCAUCGUCGAUGUCUAUCUUCUAAGUAUCCUAGCCGGGCCGCUUCUGGUCAUCAUUCUUUUCGGUGGCGCAUUGGGUUAUACACGUUAACGGCAUGCCACGCCAUGGCAGUCUGCCGUGUAUGGUUAUGGGAAAAGGCGUUUCUGGCUUGCUGUGACAUGAUUCUCUGGUAUUGG